This is a messenger RNA of Oncorhynchus keta (chum salmon), 2091 nucleotides long. Its product is annotated as tetratricopeptide repeat protein 27-like. The record is from RefSeq and is a predicted model, not a curated record. The coding region runs from base 823 to 1140 and encodes 105 amino acids. NCBI's taxonomy places the organism in Eukaryota, Metazoa, Chordata, Actinopteri, Salmoniformes, Salmonidae. The transcript has 7 exons.
CAUAAAUCAGAAAACUUCAAUGUAAGGAGAGCAAAUCGAUAUACAAUCCUGAAAUCAGCAGAGAUUGUAAAUAUUAAAACAAAGCUUAAAACGCUGUUUGAGUGAACCCUGAAUACAGAAACUGAAUGACGAAGCCAUUCUGGACAUUGUUAGACUCCUCCUCCUCACCACUCUCUCAUGAGCUUGUGAGGCAGCAUUAAUUUGAUUGGCUGGGAAAGAAUGGGCGGAGUUAGUUAAACAUCAGCCUGUGCGGCAGCAGUGGCGCAAAACAUCAACCUGUGAGGCAGCUGUUCUUCACAGGCACCAAAGUCACUUGCACGACCAGCACCAGAGAUAUUAGAAAAGUAUCAAUGCCAGCACCCUCCUUAUUAGGUUUCCCAUGAUGCAAUGACUAUCUGUCAUGGCUGCACACUGAUGUCACUCACAGUACAUGGGUUGAAAUACACAAAUGUAUACCAUUGACUUGAAAUAACCUACAUUACAGCAGUAAGGGUAUAUAUUGUCAAUUUACAAUUAUGCCGAUCCCGGUUGGAAACAGUAUUGACUUCAUUGUCAGACUGCUUGCAAAUCACAUUUGGGGAUGUUGCGGGACGCUGAGAUUCCCGUGCUCCGGGGUUUUCUGAAACCAAGCGGCGAGGCAACUGAAUGGAAGCAGAAUGUUUUCAGCGCUGCAGAGGUGGGUCCCGUGCUGCAGUCCGUUUGAACGGGACUUUGAGGCGGUGCUGCUGAGCCCUCAGGUCCUGGACCUGCUGGGUGGAGGAGACUGCAGCGAUGGAGAUGCCAUUGAUGCCUACCUGAAGGGACGGGUCCUGGCCUACCUCGAUGACAGCACAGAGGAGGACAAGGCUGACGGGUAGAAACAAUAUCUGGGGAGAUUGCCCUGUUGGCCCAGGCGGUCGCCAGCCUUCACCUCUUGGUCAGAGUAACUGGACGGGUCCCCCUGUCACCAUCCAUGUCCCUUACCUGCUGGUCCAGGCCCUGCUAUCCUCACUCACUGAGCCUGGGGCCCUGACCUCAGCCCUGCUCGGCAGUCUUCUACUGGAUGGAGAGUCUGUGUACAGACUGGUGUGGAACCCCUUCCUGCUGCUAGCCAGCAUCAAACUGGUCAACUGUGCUAUCAAGCUGGACAGCCUUCAGUAAUGACGUGUGAGCCUCUGUUCUCUGAUGGAACCCUCCAGAACUGUCCAUCCAGUUCCACCAUGAAUGUGGCUUCGCCUCUCUGACCUACUAUGAGAACAACCCAGCCAAGGAGCACUUCCAACGGGCCAAGGAACUCUCCUAAUUGGCCUAGAGAUGAACAUGAUGGCAGAACUUCCUUGCCCAGCUGAUCCUGGAUGUCAAGAGUAAGGAGGGUACCCCAGCUCCCGAGCUAGACGUUGAGCUGACCCUCUCCCCCACCCCACUGGCCUGCCUGCCCACGAUGCACAGUCGAGCGCAUCCUGUCGUGCUGUAUCACCGCCUGGUACGGCAACUGCUCCGCCCACAACCGUAAGGCUCUCCAGAGGGUGGUGAGGUCUGCACAACACAUCACCGGGGGCAAACUACCUGCCCUCCAGGACUCCUACACCACCCAAUGUCACAGGAAGGCCAAAAAGAUCAAGGUCAACAACCACCUGAGCCUCUGCCUGUUCACACCGCUACUAUCCAGAAGGUGAGGUCAGUACAGGUACAUCAAAGCAGGGACCAAGAGGCUGAAAAACAGCUUCUAUCUCAAGGCCAUCAGACUGUUAAACAGCCAUCACUAACAUUGAGUGGCUGCUGCCAACAUACAGUCUCAAAUCUCUAGCCACUUUAGUAAUUAAAAAUUGGAUGUAAUAAAUGUAUCACAAGUCACUUUAAACAAUGUCACUUUAUAUAAUGUUUACAUACCCUACAUUACUCAUCUCAUAUGUGUAUAUACUGUACCAUCAACUGCCAAUGCCGCACGGACAUCGCUCAUCCAUAUAUUUAUAUAUACAUAUUCUUAUUCUUUCCUUUACACUUGUGUAUAAGGUAGAUAUUGUGAAAUUGUUAAUUACUUGUUAGAUAUUACUGCACGGUCAGAACUAGAAGCACAAGCAUUUCGCUACACUCGGAUUAACAUCUGCUAAC